AUGUCUCUGGGGGUCCAAGUGGGUCUGACGUACCGCUCAGACGAACUCAUGGACAGUUCAGAAGUGACAGCUGGGAUGAAACCUUCAGGAGUCGAUAAUCACACUUCAGCAGAUACGUUCAUGUUAGCGGUGUUAGCUCCAGGUUUGGCAGCGUUAGUUUUUCUCACGCUGUUUCUUCUCAGCUUCCUGAUGUUUAAAACUGGAGCAUCAGGAACAGGAGGUGUUAUAGGUUCUAUUAUACACUACCCUGCUAACAACAACCGAGCUGAACAACUUAACUGA
This is a messenger RNA of Trichomycterus rosablanca, 282 nucleotides long. RefSeq lists its product as uncharacterized. The transcript has 5 exons. The coding region runs from base 1 to 282 and encodes 93 amino acids. The record is from RefSeq and is a predicted model, not a curated record. Lineage: Eukaryota; Metazoa; Chordata; Actinopteri; Siluriformes; Trichomycteridae.